GGGUGGCUUAAAUAUAGAAGCGCUCGGUCUCCAAGGACGCACGAAAGAUGGAUAGAGAUGCGAUUCCAAAUGGAUAUGUUCCAGAUCGUCAAGGUGGUGAAGACGAUAACAAAAGCAAUGACGUUGCGAUAAAAAAUGAUAUUGGCGGAGUUUCAAAUCUUUAUCCAAGCAUUCAAAACACAGAAAAAGAAAGAUACAAUGCAAGAAUCGAUGAAGUUGCAGUUACAUCCAAAGAUAAAAAGGGUGCUUCCGAGGAAAAAAAAGCGGAUUUGGAAGACGGUUCCGAAGAAAAAGUGCCUCCUGUAGGAAUCUGUUCUUUGUUUAGAUAUUCAAGUGCCUGCGACAGGCUUUUCAUCAUCAUCGGUCUCGUCGUUGCAAUAGCAUCAGGAGCCUCCAUGCCGGCCGUCAUGAUCAUAUUUGGACAGGUGAUAGAUGAAUUGGUGGAUCACAGUAAAAAUGUUACCAAUGUCACCACAUCUAUGCAAGACUUUUUAGACUCAACCGCAAGAUUAUGCAUGUAUAACGCAAUAUGUGGUGUUACUUUUUUCAUAUGUAACUACAUAUACGUAAGUUUUUUUAGUCUCGCUGCCGCAAAUCAAGCUUUCAGAAUCCGAUGUCUUUUCAUGAAGUCGAUCCUGAGGCAAGACAUUGGGUGGUUUGACACAAACCAGACAGGAGAUUUUGCGAGCAGAAUAACAGAUGACUUAACCCGCAUUCAAGAUGGCAUGGGUGAGAAGAUUGGCAUCUGCAUAAGCUUUUUGUCAUCCACCGUACUUUGUGUAGGCGUCGGACUGUACUAUGGAUGGAAACUGGGAUUAGUUAUUCUAUCCAUAACACCCGUUGUUGCGAUCGCAAUGGCAAUAAUGACAAAGGUUCAGGCGAACGUGUCUCGUGAAGAGCUAGCGGCUUAUGGAACGGCGGGAGCUGUCGCGGAAGAAGUAAUUUCUUCCAUUCGAACGGUAGUGGCUUUUGGUGGCGAAAGGAAAGAAAUUCAAAGGUACGAAAAUUGCUUGGAGCCAGCGCGGAAGAAAGGCAUAAAACGAGGUCUCAUUACCAGCAUCAUGGCCGCACUCACUUGGUUCUGUAUUUUUGCCGGUUAUGCCCUGGCAUUUUGGUACGGCGUCAAACUCAUCAUUGAAAGCGAAGAAAAGGGCACAAAAGAGUAUACAGGAGGAAAACUGAUAAUAGUUUUCUUCAAUGUUAUGUCAGCUUCUAUGUUCAUUGGGCAGACGGCGCCAUACUUUGAAGCCUUUGCUCUGGCGAGAGGUGCAGCUGCUAAAGUCUAUCAAAUUAUUGAUCGAGAACCGUCCAUCGACAGCAGCUCAGAUGCCGGUAUGAAACCUGCGUCUCUGAAUGGUUUCAUCAGACUGAAGAAUGUCGCUUUUAAAUACCCAUCAAGGCCAACUGUUCCAAUAUUGACUGGUUUAUCAUUAGAUGUUCAACCGGGAGAAACGGUUGCUUUGGUAGGACCCAGUGGAUGCGGGAAGAGCACUGUUAUACAGUUGAUCUUGCGAUUCUACGACGCGGAGUCUGGAAGAGUUGAACUUGAUGGUAUCAAUGUCAAAGACUUGACCGUGGGCUGGCUGAGAGAUCAGAUUGGUUUGGUGGGACAAGAACCUGUUUUAUUUUCAACAACGAUUGAAGAAAACAUCAAGCUUGGCAAACUUAAUGCUACUGCAGAAGAAGUUAUUGAAGCCGCAAAAAUAGCCAAUGUUCAUGAUUUUAUAGACAGUUUACCAAAGAAAUAUAAGACAUUAGUGGGUGAGCGUGGAACUCAGCUCAGUGGAGGACAGAAACAGCGAAUUGCCAUUGCUCGAGCUCUCAUCAAGAAUCCGAGGAUACUUCUAUUAGAUGAAGCUACUUCGGCCCUAGAUACUGAGAGUGAAGCGGUCGUCCAAGCAGCUCUUGAUGAGGCAAGAAGGGGUCGCACUACGAUUGUAGUCGCUCAUCGUCUUUCUACAAUUAGAACAGCUGAUAAAAUUGUUGUCUUAUCGGAGGGAGAAGUCAAGGAAUUCGGUACCCAUGACGAGUUGAUGUCGAGCAAAGGAAUUUAUUACCAGUUAGUGGAAACACAGGUGAGAAUAAAUACUCAACUAAUGGAACCAUGGCACACCAACGAGACUAAGAGUGCUGAAGAUGAUGAUGAGGAGGAAGAACUGAACGAUGAAUUACGUGAAUUAGACAGAAGAAUGAGCUUACUAAGUGGUGACUCUGAUGAAGUUAUACCCGGAAGAAUUCAACGCCAAUUUUCUUCUGGAAAGGCUUCUUUGCACAGGCAAAUUUCAACCGUUAGCAAUCGACUGGACAGACAGACUUCUGCCGGAAGUGGGCAGAACGAAGUUCCUCUUGAAGAUGAAGAGGAGAUAGUUAAAGCAUCUCCAGCAAAGAUGCGAUUACUAAAAAUUUCGGCUCCCGAGUGGCCUUACGCCCUUGUCGGUUGUAUUUCUGCUGCACUCAUGGGAUUUCAUUUCCCACUGUUUGGGAUCAUAUUCGGCGACAUACUUGGUGUUUUAGCAAAGAGCACAGAGGAAAUGCAAGAGAGCAACUCUUUUUUCUGCCUCCUUUUUGUUCUCAUGGCCAUCACAUCUUUCAUUUUUACGUUCUUACAGAUUUUCAUGUUUACUGUUGCUGGUGAAAAGUUAACAUCAAGAUUAAGAAAAAUGGUUUUUGCAAAUAUAAUUACACAGGACAUAACAUUUUUUGAUCAUCCUAAGAACAGUGUGGGAUCUUUAUGUUCUAGACUAACAUCUGAUGCAUCCAGCGUUCAAGGGUGCACUGGUUCCAGAAUAUCCACGGUACUUCAAGCGAUCUCCACGAUGGGAGUUUGCGUUUUCAUAGCUCUCUACUACAAUUACAAAAUUGGGUUGGUUGUAUUGGCCUUCGUUCCGUUUGUUCUCUUGGCAACUUAUUUGGAAGGAACGAUUGUGAGUGGACAGUCCAUUGGAGAAAAAACUGCUACAGAAGGAGCUACUAAGGUAGCGAUCGAAGCAAUUGAAGGCAUUAGGACCGUAGCCUCCCUGCAUCAAGAAACCACAUUUUUUGUACAAUUUCGUGAUGCAUUAAUUACUCCUUAUAAGAAGUCAAGGUUGAAAUCUCACGUGAGAGGCCUGUCGUAUGGGUUUGCCCAAGGAAUCCAGGCUUUCGCUUAUGCUGCUACUAUGUACUACGGCAGCCGUUUGGUCUCUAAAGGGGAAUUAGAGUAUGCAAAUCUUUUAAAGGUUAUUGAAGGAGUGCUUGUUGGCAUAAUGAUGGUUGGUCAAGCCGUAGCUUUUUCUCCCGACUAUCAGAAAGCUAAAGUGGCUGCAGUUAGAAUCUUUCAAUUAUUGGAUUUGAAGCCCGAAAUCGAUACCUUUUCACAAGGUGGCCUAAUUCAGGACAAUGUGGAAGGACAUAUUCGCUUCGAGAAAGUGUAUUUCAACUACCCCAGCCGACCAAAUGUCAAGAUUCUGAGAGGUUUGGAACUGGCCAUUGAACCUGGGAAAACAGUCGCUUUAGUUGGUAGCAGUGGUUGCGGCAAAAGUACCUGCGUCCAGCUCAUCGAACGAUUCUACGACCCUCAAAUAGGCAAAGUGAGAAUUGACGAAGAAAACAUCCGAGAGUUGAAGGUUUCCGAGCACCGGAAGCACCUCGGCAUCGUUUCCCAAGAGCCCACCCUCUUCGCUUACAGUAUUGCCGAGAACAUUGCCUAUGGAGACAAUUCCAGGGCCGUUGACAUGAACGAAAUCAUGGCAGCCGCAAGACAAGCAAAUAUCCAUAAUUUCAUUACAUCACUACCACAGGGCUAUGAAACGCCUGUUGGAGACAAAGGGGCGCAGCUCAGUGGAGGACAGAAACAGAGGGUGGCAAUUGCGAGAGCUCUUGUCAGAAAUCCAAAAAUCCUCCUGCUAGACGAGGCGACGUCAGCCCUUGACGCCGAGAGUGAAAAGGUUGUUCAAGAAGCUUUAGAUAAAGCAAGAACUGGAAGAACUUGCUUAGUGAUUGCCCACAGGUUGAGCACGAUACAGAAUGCAGAUGUCAUCAUGGUGAUACACAAAGGAAGGAUAGUUGAGAAGGGAACUCAUCAGGAACUUUUAAAUUUAAAAGGACAUUAUUUCAAUCUACACAAUACCCAAGCCACUAAUCGAUAAUUCAUUAUCAUUAUUUUUAAAACGUUUGGUGAACUCUUGCUAAUUCGAAUAAGCUGCUUCGCAAUGAGAGUUAUUAAUUAAAAUAAAUAAAGAAAGAAGUUUUUAUAAAUAAAUUUCGGGCUUCAAUUUCUAUCAUGACUACAAACUACAGGUCUUCAUUUAUAGUUGGGGUAAACCCAAUCUGGCAGCGCCGCAAUGCUAUGAUUAGAACCUGCGUAGCUUUCACAAUGCUGCCAGGUUUGGUUUGCCCCAACUAUAGUAACUAUGCAUGUAGAUGUGUCCGUUACCAUACAAUCUGAAGAAUCAUCUCGUAUUACAUCAGGCAUGUGAGUUGUCGAUGUUCCGAGACUUCUUGUUUCUCCAACGGGAGUAAAAAUGUUGCUUAAAGGCAAUCGCUUUUGGGAGAAAAUUGUAUUAUAAAUUGCCUUCUGUUUUUGCGGGAGGAAAUCCAAUGAGAUUCUUCUAAAAGUUGAAAUCAACUCUUCCGCUGUGGUCUAAAUACGGAAACCAAUGAAUAAGAGAAGAGUUCUGUUAGUUGCACGGAAUUACUGUAAAUUUUCAUGUGCUAUACGAGCUUGUAGCUGAAAGUAAAAGACUGCAAUCUGUACUAAGAUUUUCCUGUUACCAAUUCAACUAUGUUAUCUGUAAUCAGAGAUUAGUUUCUACAAAAUGAUAUCGUUUUAUUUUUUUUCGUAAACCCAGUUCAGGCUAUUAAAAUAUGUCGUGAGGGAAAUUGAUCAAAAUUGCAUUGUCAUAUCAUGUAUCAUUUGUCAACAGCUUGUAAAGCAUGUCAAAUGUUAUGCCAAAUAAGAAAAAAAAAAUUAUUACGUUUUUGGUAAAAUGUAGAAAAUAUGCUUAUGCUUUCCAACACUGAGUGUUUAACAUCAAAAAUAUAAAAAAUGUUAUAUAAAACCAAAAUAUGCGUUUUGAUGAUGAUCCAAGAGAAAAGGAUUACGCAUUUUCUGUCACUUUUAGUUUGGAAUGAGCCGGUGUUAUUGUCUUUUAAAAAAAUGCUAGCACGUGUUUUUAUAAAUUUGCAUAAAUUCACUAAAUUCGUAAUGUCUUCUAAGUAUUAUAAAUCAAUAGAUACAAAUGCUUAAAUUAAAAAAAAAAUCAUGUUUUAAUGAAAUAUUAAUUCAGCAGAUUGGGAACUUAAAUGGCAAAAAAAAAUGUAUUCCUUGAUUUUUAGCAAGAGUCUACCGACACUUAAUUUAUAUGAACUCUUUUCGUUUCUAACAUGUCCAAAACGAGCUUCAGAAAUCUGAAUCUUGAUAUUCUUAUGGAGUCGGAGCUGCAAAUUUGGAAAAAUAGUUUUUUUAAGUAUCUAAAAGGAAUACUAGUUCGCAUACACAGACACUAACUUUUGUGCGAAUAAGUUCCUCACUAUAUCCAAUCGAUUUUAAAUGUGCAAAAGCAGUAGUGCUAUUGUACAGUUGAGCUAAUCCAAACUGGUUAGGUACAAAUUUACAAUGAAUUUCUUUGAUUGCACUGUACAGUUAUGGGGAAAGUUAAUCAUUACGAAACUAUUAUAGGAUAUGUUCGGGGAUUGAACUACGGGUUAACCGGAUUGCACCGGUACUAACUAGGAGCCGAAAAAGUCAACUGAAAAUGUAUGAAAACAUUCUAUGGACACUUAUCGCAGUAAUCACUGACUUCAUCAAAUGUCAUGAAAUCAAUCAAACGGGUUAACCCGUUGACGGAUGUGCUGUUCGAACAUACCCUUAGAUUGCUUCUUGUUGAAGAAAUAUAAUUUUGUAUUGGUUUCUAAAUACAUUUGCUAGUAAUCAACUUCUUGUUAUUGUUCGCAAAUACAUAGCUUGAUUAUUAAUUUAAAGAAGUAGACGUUACGUCCGUUCUCGACGGAGUUGAAAACAUGUUUUUUUUUUCUGCUAAAAAAGAAGCAUUUACUUAAAAAGGAAAUUUUUUACUCAUUCAUUUCACUUAUUUUGUUUUUGUAAAUAUAAUGGUUCAGUUUGUAAUAAAUAAAAAUCGAGCUUAAAUGUGCUGAAAUGUCUUAGUUAGCUAAGAUGCAACUAUUUUCUCUUGUCCAGUUACUAUAAUGUAUAAAAAUUUUUAAAAUUCUGAACUGCAAUCCAACUAUUCGUAUUUAAUGUGUGAACAAAAAUAAUUUUGAAUACAGUAAGAUGUGCUUAAAUCUGGUUGGUGUCCUAUCAAAAUCUGUAGAACAAUGGUGUCAAAGUCAUGUAUUUCGAUUUGAACCUCUGUAUAUGUAUUAAACAAAUGAAAAAAAAAAAAGCAAUUUAGUUCUUUUUUUUUAUUUGUACCUUUUUUUUCACGAGAAUGCAUUGCAACCAAAUGCUUGAAAAUUCGUCAAGAUAUUAGACGAGUUACAGCAACAAUAGUAUUUUAAAAUUUUUGUAGUAUAUUUUUUAGUGAGCAAAAUAUCUCAAAAUAAAGACGAAGAAUGAAGCAUGUGGAAGUGUUCCCGCUUUUAGAAAUUACAUUUUUAACUCUCAUGCACGGAGCCUCAAAAGGGCCAACAAAUCACACUAACAUACAUUACUUCUUUCUAACUCACAAAUUUAGUCUUUCAUGUCUCAUUAAAAAAAAUAAUAAUUU
This is a messenger RNA of Uloborus diversus, 6707 nucleotides long. RefSeq names its product ATP-dependent translocase ABCB1-like. Gene Ontology annotation, molecular function: ATP binding; ATP hydrolysis activity; ABC-type transporter activity. The transcript has 28 exons. Bases 48 to 4127 code for a protein of 1359 amino acids. Lineage: Eukaryota; Metazoa; Arthropoda; Arachnida; Araneae; Uloboridae. The record is from RefSeq and is a predicted model, not a curated record. Gene Ontology annotation, biological process: transmembrane transport. Gene Ontology annotation, cellular component: membrane.